UUUCGAUUCGGGCACUCGGUGCAGCGCUUGUUCCUACUCCUGCUCAGCCGCACCACAACGCCACCAGCAGUUGAAGGGAUAGGUAUUACUGCUGGGAGCGGCUCGGGGCACAUCCGAGCCCAAAAUGUGAUCUCGGAUGCGAGCUUUGGGGGGUAUUUGAAGGCUGCAUCUUCUUGUCCGUCUGCCACGGCUCCCUCCCACAUCCUCGCAAGUCCAGCGUGACACUGUCUCCCGACCCUUAUUGCUGCAAUUAAUCUAAAUUCUAGAACGGCUGAGACACUUCCGUCCAGUUUCCGCGCCCCCCCUCUACUUCCUCGAAUUUACUUGUCGAGUUAGGUAACGAUGGGUAACCGAGACCAAGGCGAUGUCGACUCUGCCUCGACGUUACCCGAGGCGGGAACGCUGUCGGACGCUGAGACAGUCGCGCUGAUGCGAAAAAUCGACCUGCACGUCUUGCCGAUGCUCUUCCUCAUCGAUCGAGCCAAUAUUUCGAAUGCACUUACCUUGGGGCUGCCGCGCGAGCUGGGCUUGACGGGCCAGCAACCGAAUAUUGCGCUCGCUAUCUUCUUCGUCCCCUACAUCGCCUUUGAGAUCCCUUCUAACCUUUUGAUGAAGAGGUUUACGCCGCAUGUCUGGCUCUCUCUCUGCAUCUUUAGCUUCGGCAUCCUCAUGCUAGCCCAAGGUUUCGUUCGGAAUUACAGCGGCCUGCUGGCCACCCGCUUUUUCUUGGGAGUUUUUGAAGCGGGCAUAUUCCCAGGCAGCUUUUACCUGAUCAGCUUCUGGUAUAAGCGGCAAGAGUCCCAGAAGCGGUUUACCAUCUACUUCUCUUCCGUUAUUUGCGCAUCCGCUUUCGGGGGGCUUCUCGCAUCCGCCAUCGCGCACAUGGAUGGGAUACAAGGCCUGAGCGGAUGGAGGUGGAUUUUUAUCCUGGAGGGGAUUUUGACCGUGCUAGUUGCCGUUGCUGCCUUCUUCGGCGUUAGCGAUUUCCCCGAGGACGCGGGAUGGUUGACGGGGAUGGAAAAGGAGUUUGUGCUGAAGAGGACUCGUGCGCAAGAGGAUGGUGAGCCAGAAAAGAUCACGGGACGAGACGUGGCCGACUUCUUCAAGGACCCGAAAAAUUACUUGGGUGCGUUGAUGUACUUCGCGGUGGUGGUGCCGGUGUACGCGUUCGCCUACUUCACGCCCACGAUCAUCGGGACACUCGGAUACUCGACGAUUCAGACACAGCUCCACUCUGUGCCGCCCUUCGCAGCGGCACUCGGGAUGUGCCUCGUGCUGGCGUAUCUGUCGGGCCAGACAGAUAGCCGGCUGCCAUUCGUCCUCUUCCCUGGCGCUCUCCUGAUCGCCGGCCUCGCAAUCCUAAUGACGAUACACACGGACUUCUCGGCCCAAUAUGCCGGUAUCUGUCUGGUAUGCAUGGGCGCCUUCGGGGCUGCCCCCAUCGUCAUAUGCUGGUACCUAGUCAAUCUUCGGGGGCAUAAGCAGCGGAGUCUCGGGUCUGGCUGGAUGAUCAGCUUCGGAAACACGGGCGGCAUCCUGGCUCCCUUUGCGUUUCUUUCGAAGUACGCGCCGCACUACCGCCCCGGCUACGCGAUAUGCAUGGCCGUAUCGGUGCUCGGGGUUGCAGCAGCGGCGUGCUAUGGGCUUCUCGUGCUAAGGGAGAGACAAAGGGCCCGUAGGGGCAACGUCGGCAGAACUAAGCCGCCACAUGUCCCAUCUUUGUGAAGACAAGGAACUUUGCAUAUCCGAGCAGGCUGCCUCCACCCAACGUAGACUAAGGUAGCAAAGAGGGCGCCAACCAUUUUGACCUGUUCAGCGAUACUAUAUCACGUCGCACUGGGAGGAUUCGCACCGGAAGGAUCGUAGGUAUUACGCAAGGGAGAGAGUGGCAACUUGCGGCCUCCGGCAAUGCAAUCCCUCUGGGUAACCACAACCCCCCUUUUCCCCCUUUGUUGCUGCAGCAGUUAAUAUAGGUAGGAGGUAGGUAGCGAGCAAACGGAUACCUAGGUACCUCUUAUAUUAGGUAGGUACCUUACACACCUCCUAUAUCCCUCGUCUACGUAGGUGCCUUAGGUACCGUUAUUACUUCCCUACAACGGGUAGUGGUUAAUAUAGGAGGUAAGUACCUACCCACCUACCAAGU
Durotheca rogersii is the source of this 2143-nucleotide messenger RNA. RefSeq names its product putative allantoate permease. Bases 343 to 1725 code for a protein of 460 amino acids. NCBI's taxonomy places the organism in Eukaryota, Fungi, Ascomycota, Sordariomycetes, Xylariales, Xylariaceae. The transcript has 4 exons. The record is from RefSeq and is a predicted model, not a curated record. Gene Ontology annotation, cellular component: plasma membrane. Gene Ontology annotation, biological process: transmembrane transport. Gene Ontology annotation, molecular function: transmembrane transporter activity.